Molecule: messenger RNA, 1287 nt
Organism: Psylliodes chrysocephalus
Lineage: Eukaryota; Metazoa; Arthropoda; Insecta; Coleoptera; Chrysomelidae
Source: the annotation of a GenBank genome assembly
AUGAUCAACGUAGCAGGAGUUAUAUCUAUAAUCAUAUUUUAUGUUCUCAUUUUGGGAGUUGGAAUAUGGGCGGGAAGAAAAAAAGAAGAAGGAAAUGAUUCCGAAGAAGAAGUUAUGCUCGCUGGACGAAACAUCGGUUUGUUUGUCGGCAUUUUCACGAUGACAGCAACAUGGGUCGGCGGAGGCUACAUCAACGGGACUGCAGAAGCCAUUUACUCCUCAGGACUAGUCUGGUGCCAAGCUCCAUUCGGCUACUCUCUAAGCUUAGUCUUCGGCGGCAUAUUCUUCGCGAACAAAAUGCGACAACAAGGCUACAUCACUAUGUUGGAUCCUUUACAGGAUUCGUUUGGAGAAAGAAUGGGUGGUCUUCUUUUUCUACCAGCCCUCUGCGGAGAAGUUUUUUGGGCAGCAGGUAUACUAGCAGCCUUAGGUGCCACUCUCAGUGUCAUUAUCGACAUGGAUAAUCGAACUAGUGUCAUCUUCAGCUCUUGCGUAGCCGUGUUCUACACAUUAUUUGGAGGUCUCUACGCUGUCGCUUAUACCGACGUGAUCCAACUGUUCUGUAUAUUCAUUGGGCUAUGGAUGUGCAUUCCAUUCGCUUGGUUGAACGAUCAUGUUGCUCCAUUAUCUUCCAUGGAGGUGGAUUGGAUUGGGGAAGUGAAAAGAGAAGAGUACUUCUAUUACAUUGAUUAUGCAUUGUUGCUGAUAUUCGGCGGUAUUCCGUGGCAAGUGUACUUCCAAAGGGUUUUAAGUAGCAAAUCGGCUGGUAGAGCGCAGGUGCUUUCAUUCGUGGCUGCUUUUGGAUGCGUUUUGAUGGCUAUACCACCUGUGCUGAUAGGAGCCAUUGCAAAAUCUACAGCUUGGAACGAGACAGACUACAAAGGGCCGUAUCCUCUGACAGUCGACGAAACCAGCAUGAUCUUGCCCAUGGUAUUACAAUAUCUAACUCCGAGUUUCGUUUCGUUCUUCGGUUUGGGUGCUGUGUCGGCAGCUGUAAUGUCAUCAGCAGAUUCCAGUAUACUUUCAGCUAGUUCCAUGUUCGCGAGGAAUGUUUACAAGUUGAUAUUCAGACAGAAAGCAUCAGAAAUGGAGAUAAUAUGGGUUAUGAGGGUUUCGAUAUUAAUUGUUGGAUUUCUGGCUACUGUGAUGGCUUUGACUAUCCCGUCAAUAUACGGACUAUGGUAAGUUAAAAUAAACAAUUAUAAGAGUCAUAUAUUUGCUUUACGUCUUCCUUUAUUGUUUUCUGAUGUAUUGAAUUAUCCAAUCUUUACUAUUUAAAUUUUUUUG